Messenger RNA from Gongylonema pulchrum, 489 nucleotides. The record is from the annotation of a GenBank genome assembly. Lineage: Eukaryota; Metazoa; Nematoda; Chromadorea; Rhabditida; Gongylonematidae.
AUGUUGGGAGCAAGUGAUCUUGCUCUCCCCUUUCGAGAACGUUCCAGCGCACAGAUCUGGAGCGUAGAUCGACUGGAGAAGUUUAGGGCAGUGUAUCGACGAUCGAUAGGACUGUGCGGCCGACCAACAAGGAUCGACGUCGCCCCUUGCAGCAGCUUCGACAACGUCUCGGGGAACGUGGAAUUGGAAGGUCGAACGGACCGUGUUGACCGUGGUACCCCGGUUCAAGUGGAUGAAGGUUCGAGAGAACUACUGACUAUAAAUACCCAUAGAGGUUUGUAUCGGUAUAACAGACUACCGUUUGGAGUAAAAUCGGCGCCUGGAAUUUUCCAGCAGAUCAUGGAUACGAUGCUAGCAGGGUUAAAAGGCACCGUUGCCUACUUGGAUGAUGUCAUAGUGGUAGGUCAAACAGAGAAGGAGCAUGAUGACAAUUUGAGGAAGUGCCACCAAGUGUUUACUGUCUUAGAAGCAGAUUCAAAAAAGGAGUGA